Molecule: messenger RNA, 786 nt
Organism: Eremomyces bilateralis CBS 781.70
Lineage: Eukaryota; Fungi; Ascomycota; Dothideomycetes; Eremomycetales; Eremomycetaceae
Exons: 4
Coding region: 1-786 (261 amino acids)
Source: RefSeq, a predicted model, not a curated record
AUGUGGGACACCCUCGUUUUGACACCAACUAGGAAGCCUCGUUUGGAUGCACUGUCCAAUGCCUCGAUUGGAAUUCUGCAAUUGAAACAAUGUGCAAAUGGUGGCACAACUUUGGCAUGGCAUGACGGUGAUACUGCACUAUUUUCAGUUCGUCGUGCCCAAAUCUUUUCAUUCACAGUUCACCUUGUGUGGGCAUUGGAGGAAGAGAUUAUCUCUGGAAAGUUUGAGCUUCGCCACGAAAUCACCAAUAUCGAUGGCUCUACCGGUCCAUUCCUUUGUCCUACCACCACCUGUGGACAUUCCUUCACUUCAACAAAACUCUCCACCGCGCCCAUCACUCUUUCUGGGACAGGAAUGAGCACUAUCUACUUAUCCCCUAUCAAUGGCUGGUUUUCCAAUGGAACGGCUUCCUCAGGACGCCUCUCCAGGGUCAUAUUUGGAGAAACUCAAUGUUUCCUCUGGGAUUUCGAACGUUAUGUGGACACAGCAUUCCGACUGAACACCGACCAGUCGCUGAACGAGAUGCUCGUUAUCUCAUCUCCUACCAUCGAUCCUAUCGAGCGCUCUCCUACCCCCCUGACUGUGACAUCUCCUCGUUCACUGCCAAUUACAUCCCCCGUUCCCCCGUCGAUCACGCCUCCACGAACGAUCACUCCUUCGAUCAUAGAUCCGGCCGAGCACAUGCCCGAGCGACGAGACCGAAAACAUCCGAGUCUUCGAAAGUCGAUCAAGAAACUGUUUAGCUUUCGAAGGAAAGAUCGUCGACUCUCCAACCCUUUCUUCUAG